Molecule: messenger RNA, 1530 nt
Organism: Mucor velutinosus
Lineage: Eukaryota; Fungi; Mucoromycota; Mucoromycetes; Mucorales; Mucoraceae
Exons: 6
Coding region: 1-1530 (509 amino acids)
Cellular component (GO): cytoplasm
Molecular function (GO): guanyl-nucleotide exchange factor activity
Source: RefSeq, a predicted model, not a curated record
AUGAGUUCAAUAGCAACGAGCAGCGAUUACGACAACAACAACGGUCUAUGGAAAUAUCCAUCUGUCACAUCAUCGGCGCAGAGCCAUUUGACAAGCAGCAGCGCAAGUGAUAGUUUUCUUUCCAUGGACUCAUUCGAGAAGGAGACAGCAGAUCAAUUAUCAUUCAUAACUCAAAGAUCAGAACACUUCAAUCAGUUACUGGACGAUUUAGCCAUUAUCGAUGAAAUAUACACGACAUUUGAAGAUGAUCAAGUGGAAUCAGAACCUUAUGAAAGACAGGUGGCGGAUGCCGCAAGGAACGUCGCACAAAAGUUGCAGCUUGUAAAGCAAAUGUGUCAAUUGGAGGAGCAGCAUAUCAAUGAGAUGGAGUACUUUUUAUACUAUUAUCUGGAGCCUAUCGAUAAUUGGAUACACGAAUCAUCCAAUGCAGACAUAUUCCAGAAACAUCCUGGUUUAUGCUCUGAGAAGGCAUUAAUUGACUUGUUCCAAAUCACAAAGCAAAUUACAAAAGCACAUCAAGAGCUAUUUCGAGGACUAAAAGACAGAUUAGAAAUGUGGGGCCCAACGCAAUUCAUCUCUGACAUAUUUGCACAUUUCUUCGAACGCACAGCAGCUUACGAGAAUUAUCUAAGCAUAUGCCCUAAUACAAUUGUAACAAUCGACACUCUCUACAAGAGAUCGUCGGCAUUCACAAAAUUUAUGGAUAGCUGCGUAUCGCGGGCGAAUACUCAAAGCUUCAAAGAUAUUUUAUUCUAUCUCAAAAAGCCCAUAAUGCAAAUAUCAAAUUACCACCUUUUGAUCACACAAGUUGCAGCAACAACAGAGCCAUCACAUCCCGACUAUAGAGCUCUAGUAAAAGUACAGGAGAAAUUCGUUCAGCGUGAGUCAGAGUGGAGAGCCAUCACAAAAGACAGAUUGGCUCAUGUUCGAGUGCUGGAAGCAAACUGGUCAAUAACCGAUAAUCCUGCCUCAGUUACGACUUCGCGUAGACUUUAUAUCACUGGCUUAUUGACCAGAGUAGACAUCUCAAAUCCACAAUCAACACAAGAUACGCGCACUUACCUAUUAUACAACGACAUUUUCAUGUACUGUCAAAAGAUCAAAGCAUCCAGCAGCAAUACCAACAAGAAAGAUAAUAAAGACAAGCUCGUCUAUAAAGGCAUCAUCAACUUGAAAAGCGCUGAAAUCACACCAUUCACACCAGAGAAUCUUGCCAAAAUAUCUAAAGUGAAGAAGACCUCUGGCCUAGGUUCAUUUAUGCGAAAAUCAUCAGACGCUCAAUCACAGAAUGCAGCAGAAGGCACUGUUGCUGUAUAUGGCUUUGAAAUACACGCAAAUGAGACUUCGUUGGAAGGCAUUACUGCGCUCCGAGGUGACGGAUUAGGCGUAUCAUUUCAUACAGUGCCAGGACACAAAGCUGGGAAUGGAAUCAAGCGAUUAUAUAUCAUGCGAACACAAACAGAAGGGGAACAAAAUGCAUGGAUUUCAUUACUUCGCAAAACAAGUGUACAAAUGACACGAAAAAAAUGA